Myzus persicae (green peach aphid) is the source of this 5659-nucleotide messenger RNA. RefSeq names its product transcription factor mef2A-like. Bases 573 to 3290 code for a protein of 905 amino acids. Gene Ontology annotation, cellular component: nucleus. Gene Ontology annotation, molecular function: DNA binding; protein binding. The transcript is spliced from 10 exons. Gene Ontology annotation, biological process: regulation of transcription by RNA polymerase II. NCBI's taxonomy places the organism in Eukaryota, Metazoa, Arthropoda, Insecta, Hemiptera, Aphididae. The record is from RefSeq and is a predicted model, not a curated record.
CGCAUACAACUAGUUAUGUUAAAACCAUCACAUGCCGCUGCCCUCGGCACACGCUAACGUGCGUCUUCCGCGGACGGAGGUGUUUCACUGUUCGGCUCGUACACGCGUCGCGUUCAUUCUUCACUUCUCCUCGUUACUUUUUCACAUCCCGUAUACACUAUUAUAAUUAAUAUUAUUAUUAUUAUUAUUAUUAUUAUUAUUAUUAUUAUUAAUAUUAAUAUUAUUAUCGUCAAUAAUUACUAUUUUAUUCUUAUCAUUAUUACUAUCGUCAUCUUCACACCGUCUUGGAUAUUGUCGACAUUAAUCUGACUCGAAACAAUAAUAUUUUUAGAAUCGCGAGUGCGUGUGUGGGUGGGAGAAGGUUGCUGCACCGUACGCAGUUCCGCCGACGAUAAUGUUCCGCGUACAAUGUUCGAUUGGCCGGCGGUCGGCAGGUUGACCGCUUGAAUUCGAAUCGUUUUCGUUUUUCGUUUCCCGCCACGACGACGACGAGACCCGCCGAAACGGUUUUGAAAUUUUUGCCGUUAUCGCGUCUAUUCUCCUCACACUGACCAAGACGACGCCUGUCCGAAAUGAUCGACCGACGGCCGGAUUUGGAAGUGAUCGACGUAUCUCAGAACGGGUUGUUAACGGAUAUGGACACGCCGCAGUACAGUCUUCGGUGGAACAAUCACCUGGUCCACAUGAUGGACGCCAUCGAAGUGCUCCUUCAAAACGAAACUCUCGUGGACGUCACGCUGGUUUGUGAAAAGACUCAGUUUAAAGCACACAAAGUCGUCUUAUCCGCUUGCAGUCCAUAUUUUCAAAGGCUAUUCUCUGAAACCCCGUGCAAACAUCCUGUGAUCGUGCUUAAGGACCUUCCCGACUGGGAGAUGAGAGCAAUCAUACACUUCAUGUACAAAGGGGAGAUUAACGUUGGCCAGGAACAGUUGCCGUUGUUACUACAGGCUGCUGAAACGCUACAAAUCCGCGGACUAGCCCACACUGAGCGCAUUCCGUUGUUCGUCGAUUCGCCCACUUCGUCGUCGGCGACUCCCACGGACAUCCAACCGCCACCGUCACAACAGAAACAGCAGCCACCGCUUCCGUCGUCUCAUCACCACGGCGUGGGCGGCCACCAUCACCAUCACCAUCACCAUUCCAGCAGGGGCCAGAGUCCCGGUGGCAGCAAAUCCAGCACGACCGCCGGCCACGAGCUGACGAACGGACAAAGUUCCCCGGGCAAGGGUCAUCAUCACCAUCAUCACCACCACAGGCACCGGACCACCGACUCACCUCAGAGUCCGCGCAACAAGUCGCAGCCGCCGCCGCACCACGCGCUCGGACUGCCGCCACCGCAUCACCGCGACGGAUCGGCCGGCCGAAUGUCGCCGACCACCAGGAUGUUCUUCCAGGCCGCCGCGGCCGCUGCGGCCGCCGCUGCAGCCAAUCCUUACGAUCCUUCGCACAUCCAUCUGCCACAGAUACAGCACUUGCCACCCAUCACGUUCAACGACAGGAACUGUCCAUCGCCGACGCCUCGCAGGAAACAGGCUCGACCCAGACGAAGAUCGGGUGAAGCGAUUGGUCCACAAGAUUUGAGUAAAGCACCUUCUCCGUCAAACUUCAGUAACAAUGUCGCCGAAAAUUUGUCGAUGAAAAAGUCACCAAACAAUGAAAAUAUCAAUAACGAAAACGUGCCGACAAAUUUAAGUUGUAACAAUAAGAGGCCAGAUAGGACACCGUCACCGUCGGCAAAUAAACAAAUGAAGGUCGAAGUGGAAGAAUCAGAAAUGAUUGGAGACUUGGGACAAAAUCUGCCGGUAGAGUUGACUGCCAACAGUGGCAAUCCGAACGUAAACAACAAUAACAAUAAUAAUAACCAGUCGAGCAACAAAAAGAACCACCACCAUCACCACCAUCAUCAUCUCAACCACCAACAACAGCAUCAGAGGCAUCCGGACUUCCCUUAUUACGGGCCGGAUCCCAUGAGCAUACCACUUAACCCACACGAUCCGCACUUUGAGAACUCGCUGUUUCCGCCUUUUGGACCGUUGUCGUCGCUAUCUCUACAAGGACCUCCUCACAUGUUUCCAAUAGAUGCCCAAUUUGGUCUAUUUCCCGGUUUGGACGGCUGCAGAAACCCACUGCUAAACGAACUGAUCGAACCGAGGUUCGACAAUCCACCGCCGAGUAAAAAGAAAAAGAAAAUGUUCCCAGUUGGACGUCCUAAGGGCCAGCACAGCGCUCCACGUGGAGGUCCUCCUAGGUCCUGGACGAACGCCGAACUCACGGAAGCUCUACAGCACGUGUGGAACAAGAAGAUGACCACGUCACAGGCGUCCAGAAUUUUCGGUAUACCGUACAACAGCCUGCUCAUGUACGUGCGUGGCAAGUAUGGUAAAUCACUAAAACUGGAACAGUUGAAAAAAGAAUGUUUCGGUGAUAUAAACGGUCCACUGGACUUGUUGCACUUAGGAUCCAUAUCGAAUAACAACAACAGCAGCAACAAGAAUAACAACAAUAACAACAACAACAGCAGCAACAGCAACAACAACAACAGCGGAGGUGGCGGUAAUAACGGCCAGUCGAAUAUCAAUGGUUCCGGUAACAACAACGGCGGCGGAGGCAACGGCUCGUCACUGCAGCCUUGCAACCCGCCGUCGGAACCCGUCGACCUCAUGCUGGGACCUCCAGGAUUCAACCCACCCGCGUUCCCGGCACCCAACUUCUUCCCGGACUUUGGGUCAACGUUCCCAAUGGGCAUAGACAUGAUACACCUGAUGCACCAACAACAGCAGCACAUGUCGUCGAUGUCGGCGGCCGACAAACACCAGUAUUUGGGACUGCAGGACAUGAUCGGCGGCCAGCCACUGCAGUCGGCCGUCGUUCUAGACUACGCGAUGAAGUCUCCGGCUGCCAGUCGCAGCAACUCAGAACCACCGACGACGGGCGGCGAGGGUGACGGCGAUGGUGACGGUGACGGUGACGUCGACGGCGACGGCGAAGGUGAGGGUGACGGCGACUGCGACGACGACGACGGAGACGACGAUUGCGGCGUCGACGACGAGGAAGACGAGGACGAGGACGACGACGUGGUGGCCAUGGACUUUUCGAAGGCCGGUGGUAUCGGCGUUGGCGGCGGCGGCGGCGGCGGUGACGUUGGCAGCGGUGGCGGUGACGGUGACGUUGGCGGCGGUGCCGGUGCCGGUGACGAGGACGAUGGGGUAGACGACGAGGAUGACGACGAAGACGUCGAAGACGAAAGACUGAGUCCGGAAGCUGAUGACAAGGACAAGGAGCAAGACUGACACGGGGUGUUUAGGGACUACGCGCUGGCGGCGUUUGACGCGGUGCUCCGAACAUAAUUUCGCCGUUGUUCUUCGCGCCGGGUGUACCGGAAAAUGCGCAUAAGCCUGUCAUGUACUUGAGCGCUCGCGUCCCUUGUCCACCACGUGGCCGUCGUCACGGGCGUUUGGCUGAAUCGCCGCCCCGUAUCCCACCCUCAACCAUGUGCGUGCAUGCCCCUUACCUCCACCCACCCCAAAUCCUUUCGAACCUUCCUUCUCGCCCUUAUCCGUAAUCCAUUAUAAUAUAAUACGUAUAAAAAUAAUAAUAGUAAUUAUAAAUAUAAUAUAAUAUAAUCAUUCGGUCGAAUCGUACGGCCGUGGUUCGUAAUCGUGCGUGUAAUAUAUAAUAAUCGUUUUUAAUGAUAAGGGAUUGAAAUAAAAUAAUAAAAAAAUUAUGAAAAAGUUUUGGUACGAAAAAAAAAAAAUUUAAACAAAAUUACUACUACUACAGCUAGUGAAUACAAAGAAACGUGUAAAUUAGAUUUUUAAACAAAUUGAUCGUGUACAUAUUUAUAAGUGUGAUCGUCGUAUCGUUAAUUAAAAAAAAAUUAUAAUUAUAUUAUUCUAGACCGAAACGUAGCCAUUUUAAAGAUAAAUAAUAAUUGUUGUUCCGAAACAAUAGAAUUUCAUCUCAGCCCGAUAAACAAAUCAAAACGAUACAAUUACCUAAUAUACAGCCGAACACAUUAUGGUGUCUACAUACAGUUCCUAAGUUUUAGUUACAGUAAUUUUAUUUUAAUUUUUAUUAGAUAUUAAUCAUGUGUAUACUUCUGUGAAACUGUGAUUCCUAUACACACAUGUUGGCUUUAAGUUUUACUGCAUUUCGUAGGUUUUUUGAGAGAUAAAAACAUGAUAUUUACCUCGAAAUCAGCAAGAGAAAACGGCAAAAUAUAUUAUACAAUAUUGUUCCUCGUAUAUUAUGAAGCCACUAAAAUACAUAUUUUUUUUUUAUAGUUCCUGUUUAUUCGCCAUUUUGUUUUUGUUUUUUUUUUGUUUUUUUUUUCUGAGCCAUAAAACGCAUACGUUUGUACAAUUUUGUGAUUAAUGGGACGUAAUAUUACCAGCAAUUUGAUUACUGAAGUAACAUUAUAUCAUGUAUCCAACGAAAUUACAUUAAAACUUUACGUGUCUCCCAACAAGCGGUCGGUCAAACUUUAAUAACAGCUUUCAUUGAUAUCAUCAUCGUUAUUACAGUAAUAACUUAAUAUCGUUAUGACAUUACAACUGUAACAAUCCAAAUAAGCAAAUGAUAAGAGUAUAGUUUACGAGAGAUGGUAUGCGUGGUACCCGUUUCGAAGGUACGUCCUCAUGGCAAACGAUUAAUUUUUUUAUUUAAUUUCUUGCAAUAGUUCUAAAUAGGAUUUUAAACUUAACUAUAGAGAAAUACACUCGUCACUCAUGCAGGGUAAUCAUGAAACAUUUAUAAUACAAUACAGGUACCUCUAUAUACAUAAUGAAAAUAAAAAUAGUAAUAAAUAUCAGGAACGAUAAUAAUAAUAUAUUCUAUUAUACGAUUAUUAUUCACACAAAUACACCUCAAACCAAACAGUUCAUUAUUUAUAGUACUUAUUAAUAUAUUUAAAAUAUAAUAGUCUGUUAUAUAAAUACACUCGUGUGUAUGAAAAACAUUUAAAAAAAUAUUAUUUAACAAUAAUACUAAUAUGUGUGUUAAAUUGAGUGCAAUGUAUUACUUUUACGGUGAUUUAUUUGUUACCUUUUAUUUAUAAUAAAAUAGUAAAUGUCUUAAGUUUAUAUAUUUCUUAAGUUCCAGCAAAGCUUUUUAUUCUGUUUUAUUUCCUAAGGCUGUGUUUCUGCUCCGUUUCAUAUUUUUCAAAUGUACAAACAAAAUAUAAAACGUCAUAUUACAAUAUUAUUAUGUUAUAACCAUAUUACAUUUAAAAUACCUAUAUACAGAUAAUGAGUAUAUAGAUACAUUUAUAAAAUACAAUAAUGGUGCAGCAUCUCAGGGCAUUAACUAGAUGUACCAAUUUUCGUUAGAUAAUAAUUAUUCUAUAAAUAAAAUAUAUUAUAUAUAUUAUAUAUAUUAUAUUAUAAUUAAAUCACAUAACGUCCGAUAGUUUAUAACCUAUUUUAAAUGUGUUUUUUUCGUCUGUUUUUAUCAUGUACGUGUAAAUUAAUUGAACAAAAAUUGUAUUGUUAAUAUUAUAGAAAGUAGACGUUUAGGUUAAAAGUAAAUUAUGAAAAAUACUGUUUUCUUUUGUCUUAACUUUUAUUUUGCGAGUGUGUUAUUAUUUGUAUUAUUAUUUUAUUUUAUUUUUUGGUAAUAGCGUCAUUUUUGAUGACCUUGUUAAGUUGAUUUUUUUGGUAUU